This is a messenger RNA of Conger conger (European conger), 1035 nucleotides long. Its product is annotated as regulator of G-protein signaling 20-like. The record is from RefSeq and is a predicted model, not a curated record. Lineage: Eukaryota; Metazoa; Chordata; Actinopteri; Anguilliformes; Congridae.
GGCCCAAGGCGGACGGAGCCGCAGACUGCAGCCAGAGGCCCAUGCCCUCGGCGGAGGAGGUGCUCUCCUGGGGCCAGUCCUUCGACAGGCUGAUGGAGUGCCCGGCCGGCAGGUGCUCCUUCCGGGACUUCCUGCGGACGGAGUUCAGCGAGGAGAACAUGCUGUUCUGGCAGGCCUGUGAGGACCUGCGCGCCGAGGCGGGGAAGGCCGGGGUGGAGGACCGCGCCCGGGUCGUCUACGAGGACUACAUCUCCAUCCUGUCGCCCAAAGAGGUGAGUCUGGACUCACGGGUUCGAGAAGUGAUCAACAGGAACAUGCAGGAGCCACGGCACACGUUCGACGAUGCUCAGCUCCAGAUCUACACCCUGAUGCAGAGAGACUCUUAUCCCCGCUACAUCAGCUCACCUGCCUACAAAACCCUGCUGAAGACGGUCUCAGAUCAGUCCCCCGAAUCUUAGCUACAAUCCGCUGGGCUAAAAAACCCUGCUGAAAACAGUGUCAGAACAGUCUCCCAAAUCUUAGCUACAUCAACUCAUCGACCAACAAACUCCAACUGAAGACGGUCUCAGAACAGUCCCCUGAAUCUUAGCUCCAUCAAAUCAUCGGCCUACAAAACCCUGCUGGAGACCGAACAGUUUAAUCUUACCUCCAGGCCCCGUAAAAAACCUCUAAAACCUCCCUUAGUCAUGUGACUUCAUUCGUGCAGGGCGUGUCAGACAGUUGAGCCGUGGAGUCCCUCUCCUGCCCAACCCCACCCCCUAGUGGGCGGGGGCCGCCCUACAGGUGUGUCCCAGCUCAGGUGAAUCUCAGGUCUCCAGCGGAGAUCCAGCGAGCUCCAGAAGAAAAAGAAAAAGAAUAAAUAAAUGUCAACGCCAUCGGAACAACAAAGCCGCGAAAAGCGCCAAAGGAUACUGGUUAUGGUCUGACCUUUAUAUGUCUUUGUGUUAUUAAUAUGUUUUUGUAUUAUUGUGUUGGAGGAAGAGGACAAAAGCCUGUGGGCUUUUUUUUUUUAUCUGUAAAUUCAAAUUGUAGAUU